AUGUUCAGUUCGUUACUACCCAAGCCUAAACACUCAUCACUUGAACCUUCGUCAAGGAUUUCGCUAAAGAAGGCUGGCCUACACGAAAGGUCAAAUCAGCUUAUAAAAUUGCCAGAAAACAAAUCUGACAGAAACGUAAUACACAACCCUAAUAAUUCAGAAACUACUAUAUCCCAAUUACAUUUAAACCCUGAUGGGACUUUGAAUUACAAUUUAACUAUUGCAUCAUAUAAUAACAACUCAAGAAAGGUUCAAUCAUCAUAUGAGGAUACUAUACCAUUGAAAGUAAAGUUUCCAAACUUAAAACAUCAUUUCCCUAGAUACACGAUUGAAACAUGUCCGGAUGAUUCAUUGAAAGAAUGUGUCGAAGAUACGAGAGCUACGAUUAAUAAGAUAAUGAAUGAAAAAAUGGGGAUAAAUGAAACUACUAAUAACAAGAAAGACGAUGUAACAUACAUAAAAUAUACAAGUAAUAACGUGGUAAAAGAUUCAGAAGGAAGUGAUGACGAAAGAGGCAGGGAACGUAUUAUACAAAUAAGAAACUAUCAAGAAGAUCCAAUGUUACCUCCUAAGUUCAAAUUGCGGAAAAAUAGACAUAAGAACCCAUCUCCACCUCCACCAUUAUUGAAGAGCAGUAAUAAUGAACAAACUAGCAAAUUAACAAAAGAAGAUCAGGCGAAAUGGCAAAUCCCGUCGGCUAUAUCUAAUUGGAAGAAUAAUCAAGGUUUUACUAUAUCAUUAGAUAAAAGGAUGAUUGCUGCAAAUGGAGGUUCAGAAUCAACCACCAAUGAUGUAAAUUUAGAGAAAUUUGGUGAGUUGUCUCAGGCUUUAGAAACGGCCGAUAAACAAGCCAGGGAAGAAAUUAAAAUUAGGAGUGAAAUGUUAAAGCAACUAGCUAUCAAGGAACAGCAUGAAAAAGAAAACAAAUUAAAGGAAUUAGCAGAUAUUGCCAGAAGUAAGAGACUAGAUAAUAAGAGACCUAGUGGGGAUUAUGAACAUAAUAAGAAAAAAACGAGAUAUUGA
Molecule: messenger RNA, 1023 nt
Organism: Debaryomyces fabryi
Lineage: Eukaryota; Fungi; Ascomycota; Pichiomycetes; Serinales; Debaryomycetaceae
Gene: PRP45
Product: mRNA splicing protein
Exons: 1
Coding region: 1-1023 (340 amino acids)
Biological process (GO): mRNA splicing, via spliceosome
Cellular component (GO): spliceosomal complex
Source: RefSeq, a predicted model, not a curated record